GUUGAUUAACUUGUUGCAUACGCGUCCUGGAGAAAAGCGGGAAAGCGCUUUCCCCACGCCCUCGUCAGUGCACGGCGGGAAAAUUCCUCACAGUGCAUGUAGAGAAAGUGCUGUGAUACAAUUGAUAGAUUGGUUAUUAAAUAUGUGAUCUAAUAACAUCACUGUUACCAAUUUCCAACCACAAAAGAAAAGAUACAUUUAUAUCUUUAUAAUAUAAUACCCACCGAAUUAAAGACUUGCCAAAUCCACGAAUACUUUGACAUCGAAUAUGGUUCAACAUUAAAAUAACACUGUUACCAAUUUCCAAGCACAAAAGAAAAGAUACAUUUAUAUCUUAACAAUAUAAAUACCCACCGAAUUAAAGACUUGCCAAAUCCACCGAAUACCAAAUCAAGUGGUCUAAAAAUCUUAAAACAUAUUAAUUUUACCAUAAUAUUAUAUUUGGUAUUAGAGCAUAACUUAUAUUUUGCAUCUCAUGGUUUUCCAAAUCCAAAGUGAUACUCCAACAAGGGUCCUUAAAAUCCAUAAGAUAACCCAAUUAUAAUUCAGUAGAAAUAAUAUAAUAGCUAACGAAAAAUGAAAUGAUGGUUAUCAAUGAAUAUCUUAUAAGAAAAUAAACAUGUUUCUCCGUGCAUUUCACAUAUAAAAUAUAAGAUAAAGUCUAGAGAUCUAUUUUUAACAAAUGUUGUAUCUCAGUUGACUUGGGGUAUUAGAUGCUUUGAUUUAUCACCUUAUCAUCAAAGGCCAAUCGCGUUUUCUUUCUGCCAGUGUGAGUGAGCCAUAAUUAUUUGCGUUUUGUGGGGCGCCAAGUGAACUUGCGGCUGGGUCGGUCAGUGUCGGUGGUGCUUCGCUGGGGUGGUGGCCCAAGAAUGCCGAGGACGGGCGGUGGUGAUGACACUGAAGGGACGCCCCCACAGAAAGCCAGCCACAACUACACACACGUGCUAUCGCUAAUCGAUGGCCGGCCAUCAAGAGCACUAAGCAAAUAAGCAACAGGAGCCGCUUGGGGUGGCCUGAAGACCCCAGGCCCCAGACCCAAGUCCGAGAAUCAGUGGGGCCGAGACCCAAGACGUCGGCUUCGCGGUCGACGCCAACGCAGCGCGCUGCUAGAAAAUAAAUAAACAGGUUUGGCUCAGUUGCCGUCGGCGAUUCCUGAGGAGCGGAGUCCCGAGCGCUUUCGGUGCCCCACUCGAGAAUGCUGGUCGCCCAGGAGAACCGCUUCCAGCAUGUGUACUUCGCGCUGUCCGCCCUGGUGGCCAGCGCCAUGCUCGUCCUGGUCUACAUAUCCAUGCGCUCGAGCCUCAACGAACGGUUGCGCGAGGAUUUGGCCAAAACGCAGCGCCAGCUGAUCUUCGAGCGGCCCAAUCCGCACUGGGACUACAGCAACAGUUGGCGCAGGAUAGGCAACUCUACGCUCAGACAUGAAAUAUACUCGGCGUACUUCGAUGUCAGGACGGAUAUUAUAGGAAGCGUCCGCCUGGAUGAGGAACAGAUGACCAUUGGAUCCCUCCGUGUCUUCGCCAUCCUGCCGGAGCGCCUGCGCGACUCCAAGGUGAACUGCAUCGUGCGCUUUGCGGACUUCACCAGCCAGGAGAUCGUGGCCGAGGAGGCGGGGGCCAUGCACGAUGUGCACAACAACACCUUUGCGGCGUGGAGCGUAAUGUGUCCCCUCCAUGCUUCCCGUAGCGCCCCCCUGCGCCUUCCCCAGGCGGUGGCCUUGGCCUAUGCCUCCAACCGACUGAGUCAUCUCAGUCCAACCUUUAUUCAGAUCAGUUAUCCCCGCAACAUGACCAACUUGUUUGGCCGAUCCCGCCCCGCCAUCUCCGUGUGCGUCGGUCCCCUGCAGGAGAACUACUCGAACGUGCUGCGCCUGGUGGAGUUCGUGGAGAUGUACCGCCUGCAGGGCGCCACCCACUUCUACUUCUACUACGUGGAGGCCACCGAGGAGGUGCGUCGCGUGCUGGAGCACUACCAACAGAUCGGACUCGCCGACGUCUUCGAGUGGAAUGUCCAGGCCCACCUGAGGGAUCUCCACUACGCCGGCAUAGUGGCGCAGUUCAAUGACUGCGUCUACCGGGCCAAUGUGGUGGACAACUUCCGCUAUGCGGCGGUGGUGGACCUGGACGAGGUGGUGAUGCCGCUCAAGCACAACACUCUGGCGGACUACCUGCGCCAGUGCGACGAGGGCCGCACCGCGGGCUUCGUCUUCCGCAACGUCUUCUUCCACCGGCGGGACAGCAACGACACCUUCAACGCCCCCGCCCAUGUCCUGAACAGGCUGCUGUACACCCAGUCCAAGGUCAGGAGAACCCUGGAGGUCCUGCCCGCGUACGUGAGGAGCAAGGUGGUGGUGAAUGCCCGCGCCAUUGUGGAGAUGGGCAACCACCAGGUCUACCGCUCUGCCCCUGGAUAUGCGGAUCACGUGGUGCAUCCCACGGUGGGACUACUGUUCCACUACCGCGACAAGUGCAUCAACUGCAAGAUGGUGCUGAUCGUCGACUAUACGGCCCGGAGAUUCGGAUCGCUGCUCUUCGAUCGAGUGGACAACACGUGCCUCGAGGUUUUCCUGAACCGCGGCAUCUGCGAUCUGGUGUAGCCCCACGCAAUCUGUGUUUUGAUCUUUGAAAGACGCCCCCUAAAAAACCAGAGAUCUCUCGGGUCAGUUGAUCUCGUGGCCUCCGCCCGUCGACAUGCUGAAGUUCUGCUCGCUGCGAAAGGGCAAGGAGCCUGCGAUUCCGGCUCCCAAAGUUGCCAAGAGUGUACGACAAAUUAGAAUAUAAGUCCUAGCUGUUCGCAUCUAAGUGUUAUGCCGUAAUAAAUCGUGCUUUAAGUGAUUUGUGAUGUAA
Molecule: messenger RNA, 2846 nt
Organism: Drosophila biarmipes
Lineage: Eukaryota; Metazoa; Arthropoda; Insecta; Diptera; Drosophilidae
Exons: 4
Coding region: 1196-2596 (466 amino acids)
Source: RefSeq, a predicted model, not a curated record